Molecule: messenger RNA, 1695 nt
Organism: Ustilaginoidea virens
Lineage: Eukaryota; Fungi; Ascomycota; Sordariomycetes; Hypocreales; Clavicipitaceae
Exons: 7
Coding region: 1-1695 (564 amino acids)
Molecular function (GO): RNA binding
Source: RefSeq, a predicted model, not a curated record
AUGGCUCCCAAGAAGAAGGAACAGCAGAAAAUGUCCCUGGGGGACUUUCUGACUGAUGGUGGGUUUGGUGGAGGUUCUUGGGCUGAUGAAGUGGAAGAAACUUAUGUUACGGGUACUCAGCCACUCCCUGCUAGCGACCGCCCUCGCUUCACCAGUGGUAACUCUGGCAUGUCGUCGUGGCAAGAUAGAGGUUACUCUGUCCGUGAGAAUAUUCCCCAAAAGUUUCCCGAGAAGCCUCCCUUCACGGCUCACCUUGGCAAUCUGUCUUACGACGCGACUACCGAGACGGUCACCGAAUUCUUCGACGGCUGUGAGAUUGUUAGUGUCCGCAUCAUCGAGGAUCGCGAAAUGCAGCGUCCCAAGGGUUUUGGAUAUGUCGAGUUUACCAAUGCCGAAGCUCUUAAAAAGGCCUUGACCCUUGAUGGGGAGUCCUUCCAAGGGCGAAUGAUCAAGAUCAAGAUUGCCGAUCCGCCUCGUGGUGGUGAUAGUCGCGGCGACUCGUCGCGUGAUCUUAGCGAUUGGACGCGGAAGGGUCCUCUGCCUGACUUGCCUGGCCGAAGCGGUGGUGGCCGUCCCGGUUCUGAUUUCGGGAGUGAACGCGAGCGCCGCUCUCCUCGCGACCCUGCGGCCGAGAGCCGUGCCCCGCGUGAGAUGACAUGGGAGCGACGAGGACCUCUUGCUCCGCUGCCACCUCAGGAAGGUGGCCCUCGAGAUGGUAGCCGACCUCGCCCUGGACCCGACAGCCUCGGAGAGCGGGGCGGGUCUCAUCGUGGAAGUCGUCAGGAACCGGCUUCUUGGGGAGAGGGUCGACAGGAGACGGCUCGUCCUCCUCGACGGGAGCAGCCUGAGCGUGCCCCUACCGCGGCCGAGAAGGACUUUCAGUGGCGCAGCAGCAUGCGGCCUGAUGCUGCUGCUGUCAAGCCGGCGGCGCAGGACAAUACCUCCGAGUCUCCGGCAGCUCCGGCGGCGGCAUCUCCCCCCCCGACAGCUCCCGCUGCCCCCGCCAGCCGCCCCCGUCUCAAUCUACAGAAGCGCACCGUGUCUGACGCCCCCGACGCCGUGGUGACCGCCAGCGGCGACGCCAAGGCCAGCCCGUUUGGAGCGGCAAGACCGAUCAACACUGCCGCCCGAGAGCAGGAGAUUGAGCAGAGGCGUCAACUAGCCAUUCGCGAGAAAAAGGAAGCGGAGGACAAGGCCAAGGAGGAGCGCCGACUGGCCAAACAAGCGGCCGCGGACAAGGAGGAGGCGGGAGGAGCUGGCGCCGCAGCUGACAAGGAGGAGGGUGCCAAGGAGGAGGAAAGCCAGCCCGGGACGGAAACCAAGAAUGGCGAUGCUGGUGAGAAGCAAGACGAGGAGGCUGCUUCGUCGAGCGAACAAAAAGAGGGCCCGAGAACUCGGGAGCACAAAGAAGGCAACGAUUCCAAGUCCAAGGCUGCCGAGGUGUCCAACUGGAGAUCGGCUCCCAACGACCAGCGUGGUCCCCGUGGACCGGCGGGUCACGGCCGCGGUGGCCGAGGCGGCGCCCAGCGAGGAGGUGCGCGCAACGACGGCCGAGGGCCCCGUGCCAACGGAAACACGGCACAGCACAGCCCUGGGCAGGGGGGGAGCGAGGGAGAGGGUGCCGCGGUGGAUGAGGAGGGGUGGACGACUGUGCCGAACAAGAAGGGACGUCCGGGACGUCCCCUGGCGUCUUAG